GACGAAUUGAAACAACCGUCACAAGCAACGAGAACGGCAGAGAUUGAGGGGUCCUGGGCGCUGCGAAACGCAGUCUCCAGUUCUCUUGUGUAGGCACGAUGCUUUGUGAGACAGCGACCGCCUAGCUCCAGCGUUUGCCGUUGUCGGUGCCCCGCAUCCCGGCUUCAGUCUAUCUUAACAAUGCUCUAACCGCAGCCCUAACCCGGCACUUUUGCCUUGCACUUGGGGGAGAACUUGGCAGACCACCUUGCGAUUUGGCAGAGACGAAAGAGAAAAAGGUGUACGUACUUCCUUUAAGAAGUUACUCGAGUCUUUUCGUCCCGCUUGUUGACGGAACAUCUGGGAGGUCGUGCUGUUUAACGUGCCAGCUGCAAAACGUUUGAUUCCAAAGCACCACAAGGCAGGGAGUUGAGGCAUACAAAAGGCCUCCCUCAUGUACUGAUCUUUGCCAAAUAAAAGUUCGCAAAUAGCAGUUUAUAUUCUACGGUCCAUUACUCCCAAUAUCCAUAGGGCUUUUAACAUGCAGACGACCGCUGGGGCAGUCCUACGGCCCUCCUGGCGGGGCAUUAGGAGUCGGUCCGCUGCAGACGUUCUUAAACGUUUGCGCCCCAACUUUGUGUUGCCCGAUCGAGACGCUUUUCUGUGCGGCGUGGCACGAACAAGAGACCUUUGUGGUGGGGUAGGACUGCGUAACAAGGUGACACCAGCAAGAUGCAGGAUGAUGAUGUCAGCAUUGUCUGAUGGUGAGCGGAGGUUGUCCACUUUGACAGCUGUCGGCCGGCCUGGGGUGGUGGAAAAAGUCGAGCAACGGCGGGGCGUGCGCACGCGCAUGGGGCGCGGGCUGCUGGGGGCUGUUGAGGAAGUCAAGAAUCCAAUCAUUGAGAAGGACCUGGAGUUCGAGUCCCCCCUCAACAUCGUCUUGUAUCCGGACCCCCGGUUGCGGGCCAAGAACGCCGCCGUACGAAAGUUCGACGCCAAGUUGGAGGCCCUGUGCAAGGAAAUGUUUGACGUCAUGUACAGAACGGACGGCGUGGGGCUCUCAGCGCCGCAGGUCGGGGUUAACUACCGGGUUAUGGUGUAUAACCCGGAGGGAGUCAAGGGGGAAGGCGUGGAGUACGUGUUAGUGAACCCGAAAAUUGUCAGCAGCUCGAAAAAAGAGGAUGUGUUUAAGGAGGGGUGCCUCUCGUUUCCGGAGAUACAUGCUGACGUCGUGAGGCCAUUGGACGUAAAGGUGCAAGCGCAAAACUUGCAAGGGAAGCGCUUCUCGCUAACGCUCAAGGGAUGGAAGGCGCGCAUCUUCCAACACGAGUAUGACCAUCUAGAGGGGACUCUGUACCACGACCGGAUGACGGAGGAGGUGCGAGAGGAGAUUCGCGAGGAACUGCUUGCUUUGGAAAAGGCGUACUCGGAACGGACGGGGCAGGAGCCUCCCGAGACCGUGCAGAAGGGCUGAGUUCGGCUCCGCUCCAAAAGCUUUGAAGUCAGUCCCAUUGCUAAGACGUUGCAAGAUUGUCUGAUUGAGGAGCCACUGCGGUCCGCAUUGUUGGACGGAAAACCAGGGUUCAGCAAGCAACUGAGAAAUUCACCGACGUGUCAACAAAAUCAUGCGAGCUAGUCGGAGUUGCUUUCUCAUACACGCGUUCUAUGAUAGUGACGCGGUCUUACUUAGUAUACGAGCCUGAGUUUCUGCGAGCCGAAACCACAGAAAUGUGCAUGUCCGAUCGCAGAUUUUAGGAUCCAUAUGUCCGGUCAGCGACCAGAGCUAGUGAGUGACAGAUUCAUGCCCUGCGAGAGGCAGGUAAACCGCAUCAAAUUCGAG
This is a messenger RNA of Klebsormidium nitens, 1819 nucleotides long. Lineage: Eukaryota; Viridiplantae; Streptophyta; Klebsormidiophyceae; Klebsormidiales; Klebsormidiaceae. The record is from the annotation of a GenBank genome assembly.